AUGGCUUUGAAUAAGCUUACAGCCUUCUACCGGUCAUGUCUUUUCCAGAUCAUCAUCGUUGGUCUGGUCGGCUUUUGUGAACCUGGUAUCUGGACAGCUUUGAACAACCUUGGAGCUGGUGGUAAUGCCAGUGCAACAUUGAACAAUGCUGCAAACGCCUUAACAUACGGAUUAAUGUCAAUAGGAUGCGCCCUCUGCGGAGGCGUCUCAAAUUACAUAACUCCGAAGUGGACACUGGUACUCGGAGCUGCAUUUUAUACACCUUAUGCUGCUGGCCUUUACUGCAACAACCGAUUUGGAAACGAAUGGUUCCUGCUUCUGGGUGCUGGCUUGUGUGGCGUGGGUGCCUCUCUGUUGUGGGCUAGCGAGGCUGCUAUAGCCGUAGGAUACCCCGAGGAAGCUAAGAGAGGAAAGUAUGUCGGCAUCUGGAUGGGCAUUCGCCAGCUUGGGCCACUUGUUGGUGGUGCUAUCUCUCUGGCCAUCAACGUCAACACGGCUCAUACUGGCAAGGUCAGCUACAAAACCUAUCAAGGCCUCAUUGCUAUCUCCUCUCUUGGUGCUCCAUUCGCUCUACUCUUGUCGCAACCUAGAGAUGUGAUCAGGAGUGAUGGAACAGCAGUACCGUAUUUGCGAAAGACGAACGUUGCUAUCGAGGCUCGUGGCAUCUGGAAACUGUUGAGAACUCCUUACCUCGUGUUGCUCUAUCCGAUCUUCCUGGCAGGGCAGUUUGGCACGACCUAUCAAGGAAAUUACUUGACCAACAACUUUACGGUCCGCUCAAGAGCUCUGGCUUCGUUCCUCAGCGCAGUCGUCGGCUUGACAGCCAAUCUUCUUACCGGCGCGCUCCUAGAUUUGAAGCUGACUGCGACCAUCAAAUCUCGAGCUAUUUACCUAGGCAUUGCCAUCGUCGUAACCGCAGCCUGGAUCUGGAAUGCCGUCGUCGAAGUCGACAUCUCCAAUCGCUCGACAGCACCAGAUCUCGACUUGGGUGGUGGCGGAUUUUUCAACUCCGCAUUUGCCGUUUACAUCCUGUUCAAGUUCUUCUACGAAGCCAUGCAGACGUACAUCUACUGGCUGUUGGGCGCGAAGAAGGGCACACAAAAGAACGGGGAAGUCUCUCGAAUGACUGGUAUUAUGCGAUCCUGGGAGUCGAUCGGUUCUGCAAUCGCAUAUGGUAUUGGUGCGUCGAGCGUGUCGAACCGCAACCAGAUGAUUAUCGCCUUUGCCCUGUGGAUAUUCACCAUUCCGCCAACAUUGAUGGUGGUGUUUGGAAAGUGGGAUCUGACAGUGGAUGAUGGAGAGAAGGGCGACGAUUCAGAUCAAGAUGGAGAAUCGAGUGGCAGCGAUGUAGGUGCCGCUGCUGUCAUUACGACAGAGUCGAAGGUUUGAAGCCAACCCGCGUUUCUCCAAACGAGGACUUUCGAAAGCAAAAGCUUUAUAGAUGAACUAGGGUCGGCAUAUGCGCGAAGGAUCAAGCCGAUGCAGCACAAUGCGGGUCAGCAAUAUGAAGCUGACUGCGUACCAAUAUGGGGGAUCUGCAGGAUUGAGGACCACACCUUGGCGGGAUCCUAAGGCAACGUUGAUGAAUAAGACUCAACGCAUUUCUAAUGCUUUCAUUCUCCUGACUGUAAAUUAGCAACGAUGUCGCUGAUUGCUGAG
Aureobasidium pullulans EXF-150 is the source of this 1659-nucleotide messenger RNA. Its product is annotated as MFS general substrate transporter. The coding region runs from base 1 to 1389 and encodes 462 amino acids. Lineage: Eukaryota; Fungi; Ascomycota; Dothideomycetes; Dothideales; Saccotheciaceae. The transcript has 4 exons. The record is from RefSeq and is a predicted model, not a curated record.